AUGUACUUAAAUAAUUAUGUGAAACAUACCUGUAUAUGGAAUACAUCCAAAAUAACAUUUAAAGGCAGACUUUCUCGGCAUUUUGAAAAUUUCGUGGAAUCCAAAUCAAAGGGCAAUAUCGAGGUCCAGUAUAUACAAGGCGUAGGGUCAAUCGUUUACGUAUCCAAUCACAGAGUCCAAGAAAGAAGCAGGGUCAAAAAUCAAAGAGCACAAAACAGAUCACAAGAACACCUCGAAACAAGGAACAAGACAGAAAAAUGUUUUCAAAAGACAACGUACUUUCCCUUUCCUGUCAUUCAUCAUUUACGUUUCAUUUCACGUAUGAACCAUGGUAUGAACCACUUUUUCAAAAGUGUUUAUUAUUUUGCUACUAUAUUUUUUAAAUUUUAUCUAACUUAA
Messenger RNA from Spodoptera littoralis (African cotton leafworm), 399 nucleotides. NCBI's taxonomy places the organism in Eukaryota, Metazoa, Arthropoda, Insecta, Lepidoptera, Noctuidae. The record is from the annotation of a GenBank genome assembly.